Molecule: messenger RNA, 741 nt
Organism: Coffea eugenioides
Lineage: Eukaryota; Viridiplantae; Streptophyta; Magnoliopsida; Gentianales; Rubiaceae
Product: cyclase-like protein 2
Exons: 1
Coding region: 1-741 (246 amino acids)
Molecular function (GO): arylformamidase activity
Source: RefSeq, a predicted model, not a curated record
AUGAAGAAAUCAAUCUCCUGCUUGGUUCUUUUAUCCCUGGCCUGCAUUGCCUCCUUUGCCAACACCUCUGAUGGACAAUCCGAUGGCUGUAAAAUAUAUGACAUCACUCAUACCGUAAAGAAUAAUAUGCCUACUUUUGGAAGCUUGUUAGGUGCUAAAGAUGUGAUAAAAGAAUUUCAAGGGCAAGCUACCAUCACUGGUACCAUCACCGUGGGCACUCAUCUUGGCACCCAUGUUGAUGCCCCUUCACACAUUUUCCCGGGUUUGUUAGGACAGCCUGGAUUCACAGUUGAUGCCCUCGACCUCAAAACCCUCAUGGGUUCGGUCUUGGUUGUCGAGACGCCUAAAGACAGGAACAUAACUAGUGAAGUUAUGCAGUCUCUGCAAAUUCCUCCAGGGACAAAUAGAGUGAUUUUUAAGACAGCAAACACUGAUAAUCGCCUUAUGGAUACAGGCUUCUUUGUACCUAAUUAUACUGGAUUUACAGCAACAGGGGCAGAAUGGUUGGUGAAAAAUACUAAUAUUACAUUUGUUGGGAUUGAUUACAUGUCUGUUGCAGUUAUUGAUGAAAUUGUUCCGGUUCAUAUAACGUUGUUGACCAGCCAUAAGAUUAUCCCUGUUGAAAAUUUGAAGCUUGAUGGUAUUGCUCCGGGGAACUACAAUGUUCUUUGCUUUCCUUUAAAGGUAGUUGCUGAGGCCGCACCAGUCAGGUGCAUUCUCUUGGAUGCAGCAUGUCACUGA